Messenger RNA from Cynara cardunculus var. scolymus (artichoke), 513 nucleotides. RefSeq lists its product as uncharacterized. The coding region runs from base 1 to 513 and encodes 170 amino acids. The record is from RefSeq and is a predicted model, not a curated record. Lineage: Eukaryota; Viridiplantae; Streptophyta; Magnoliopsida; Asterales; Asteraceae. The transcript has 2 exons.
AUGGAUGCGGUUCACAAGGCAAUGCCCGUGAAGGAAUACCUUACUCACGACCUCUCAACUGUCAAAAUUGAGCUCUUGCAGCAACCGGACCUGGUCCCUAAACCUGCCUUCACCGAACCUGACUGUUUGCAAUUGGAGCGGGUGGUCGAAUUCAAUCUAUUGCAAGUUGAGGCUCUCUCCAACUUAGAGCACCGCAUUGAAGACAUUUCCUUAAGUCUUAAUGAUCUCACCUCGUGUCUUGAUGAUCACAAAGAGGGGAAGAAAGACAAGAGUGAGAAAAUUUCCAUGGAGAAUGCCAGUGAUGCUACUGUUGUUACUGAUGAAGCCCUUGCUCUUAUCCUCCAUGCUGAGGAUGCCAUCACAAGUAAUGAAGUUGAAGAUGAUGAUGAGGAUGAAAAUGAGGAUGAAGAAUCUCAUAUCCCUGACAUUAGACAAGACCUUAGAGAUGACGAUGAUGAUGAAGAUGAUGAUGAUGAAGACUUCACCAUUCGAUACCAUCCAAGACCAGUUUAG